AACUCCGUGAGUGUUUGUUUAAUUUUUUCUUCCUUCCAAAAGGAGCGAGCGAAAGACUGACAGGCAGUCGAGAAGGAAAUAGGCAACAGGUCAAACGCAACGUUGCUCGAUCGGAACUAGCCACUCUCGGGGAGAGAGAGAGAGAGAGAGAGAGAGAGAGAGAGAGAGAGAGAGAGAGAAUGAUCUCCGACGGUGUUGAAGACGAAGACAAAUGGCUGGCGUCUGGGAUCGCCGGCCUUCAACAGAACGCCUUCUACAUGCAUCGCGCCCUGGACUCGAACAAUCUGAGGGACGCCCUCAAGUACUCCGCCCAGAUGCUCUCCGAGCUUCGUACUUCACGCCUUUCCCCUCACAAAUACUACGAGCUUUACAUGAGGGCGUUUGAUGAAUUGAGAAAGCUGGAGAUGUUUUUCAAGGAGGAGACUCGGCGGGGCUGCUCUAUUAUUGAUCUGUACGAGCUUGUGCAGCACGCUGGUAACAUUUUGCCCAGAUUGUAUCUCCUUUGUACAGUUGGAUCUGUGUACAUCAAGUCUAAGGAAGCUCCUGCGAAGGAUGUCCUUAAGGAUCUUGUGGAAAUGUGCCGUGGCAUACAACACCCUAUACGUGGGCUUUUUUUGAGGAGUUAUCUUUCUCAGGUCAGCAGGGAUAAAUUACCAGAUAUUGGUUCCGAAUAUGAAGGGGAUGCUGACACUGUCAUGGACGCCGUGGAGUUCGUCCUCCAGAACUUCACAGAGAUGAACAAACUAUGGGUGCGGAUGCAUCAUCAGGGACCUGCUCGGGAGAAGGAGAGACGAGAAAAGGAAAGGAGUGAGCUUCGCGAUCUUGUUGGGAAGAACCUGCACGUCCUCAGUCAGAUUGAAGGUGUUGACCUUGAUAUGUACAGAGAAACUGUGCUUCCCAGAGUCUUGGAGCAGGUCGUCAAUUGUAAAGAUGAGCUUGCCCAAUACUAUUUGAUGGAUUGCAUAAUUCAAGUAUUUCCUGACGAGUACCACUUGCAGACGCUUGAAAUCUUGUUGGCUGCUUGCCCCCAGCUUCAGCCGUCCGUUGAUAUCAAGACAGUGCUUUCGCGGUUAAUGGAAAGGUUGUCAAAUUAUGCUGCUUCAAGUACAGAAGUGUUACCUGAAUUCUUACAAGUAGAAGCCUUUGCAAAACUGAACAAUUACAUAGGGAAGGUGAUUGAAGCACAGGUUGACAUGCCUAUCGCCGGAGCCGUGACUUUAUAUUCAUCUCUUCUUACGUUUACACUUAACGUCCAUCCUGAUCGGCUUGAUUAUGUAGACCAAAUAUUGGGAGCAUGCGUUAAGAAACUCGCCGGGAAAGGAAAGCUGGAUGACAGCAGAGCAACAAAACAGAUUGUUUCACUUCUUAGUGCACCCUUGGAGAAAUAUAAUGAUAUUGAGACUGCGCUGAAGCUUUCUAACUAUCCUCGUGUCAUGGAGCACCUUGACAAUGGAACAAAUAAAGUCAUGGCAGGUGUUAUCAUUCAAAGCAUCAUGAAAAACAGGACUAGUAUUUCUACUUCUGACAAGGUUGAGGCAUUGUUUGAAUUAAUAACUGGACUUAUCAAAGAUUCAGAUGAGAAUCUUCAUGAUGAGAUUGACGAGGAGGAUUUCCAUGAGGAGCAGAAUUCGGUUUCACGUCUUAUUCAAAUGCUGUAUAAUGAUGAUCUGGAAGAGAUGUUAAAGAUUAUAUGUACUGUGAGGAAGCACAUACUGACCGGAGGACCUAAGCGGCUUCCUUUCACUGUUCCUCCCCUUAUUUUUAAUGCUCUCAAGUUGGUUAGACGACUGCAAGGCCAGGAGGAAAAUACUGCUGGAGUAGAGGUAGCAACUGCACCAAAGAAAAUUUUCCAGAUUUUGAAUCAGACAAUUGAGGCAUUAUCAACUCUUGCAGUACCUGAACUCGCAUUGAGGUUAUACUUGGAAUGUGCGGAGGCUGCAAAUGACUGUGAUCUAGAACCUGUUGCCUAUGAAUUCUUCACCCAAGCAUAUAUACUUUACGAAGAAGAAGUCUCGGAUUCAAGGGCACAGGUGACUGCAAUACAUCUGAUUAUAGGUACCCUUCAAAGGAUGCAUGUAUUUGGUGUUGAGAACAGGGAUACAUUAACACAUAAAGCCACCGGGUAUUCGGCAAAGCUUUUGAAAAAGCCUGAUCAGUGCAGAGCUGUUUAUGCAUGUGCUCAUCUGUUUUGGGUUGAUGACUCCGAUAGCAUCAAGGAUGGAGAAAGGGUGUUGCUUUGCUUGAAACGUGCUUUGAGAAUCGCAAAUGCUGCUCAACAAAUGGCCAAUGCAACAAGAGGUAGCAGUGGAUCCGUUUCUCUCUUCAUCGAAAUAUUGAACAAGUAUCUAUAUUUCUUUGAAAAGGGGAAUUCAGAGAUCAGUGUUUCUGCAAUUGAGGGCUUGAUUGAGUUAAUAACAACUGAAAUGCAAAGUGACAAUACGACAUCAGAUCCAGCCGCAGAUGCUUUCUUCGCGAGUACAUUGAGAUACAUCCAGUUCCAGAAGCAGAAAGGGGGCGCCAUGGGUGAGAAAUACGAGGCCCUUAAGGUGUGAUUAGCGGGAUGAGAAUCAACAAUCGGGUAUCAACAUACUAUUCUGAUCAACAUACUAUUCUGUUCAAUUGGAGGUUGAAAACGAUAUUCAAGCUUUUGAUUGCAUAUACACUUGGAGAAUAGGGCACGGGGCUGCUAUAUUUUUGGUGGAAGAAGUUGCCUUUCAUGCCCUAGUUUGAUGCAAUGUGGAGCACAAGUGAACAGUAAAAGUCUGUAUAUGUUUAACCUACGUUGUCACGGAUGUACUGCCUGUAGUUUCAGUACCGUUUGUAAUGACACUACUGAAUCAAGUGAGUAGUCAUUUAUUUGACCAUGAAACGUCUCUGUUGUUUAAAGCAUGGUAACUCUUCAUACAUGUCGUAAUUUUAGUGGACUUCAUCCUUUUGUUAUUCCUUUCGAUAGGAGGUGAUAAUGUGGCAGUCUGUUUUUUGUAAGUUGAGCGAGGCAUUCUGAAACAUAUGUUUUCUGAAAGGUGAUUUGUGCAUCAUUUUUCGUUCUC
This is a messenger RNA of Rhododendron vialii, 3050 nucleotides long. RefSeq names its product vacuolar protein sorting-associated protein 35A-like. The record is from RefSeq and is a predicted model, not a curated record. Gene Ontology annotation, biological process: retrograde transport, endosome to Golgi; intracellular protein transport. The coding region runs from base 180 to 2552 and encodes 790 amino acids. The transcript has 22 exons. NCBI's taxonomy places the organism in Eukaryota, Viridiplantae, Streptophyta, Magnoliopsida, Ericales, Ericaceae. Gene Ontology annotation, cellular component: late endosome; retromer, cargo-selective complex; retromer complex.